AUGCACGAUCAAGAUGCUGGACCCAGCCGGCCACAGCCAUUAUCGCUCAACCAGCUGACACUGCUCGAGUUCUUCAUGGACGGCAUGCGGCGGUUCUACUUUACUUAUCGCAAGGGCUUCCCGACAAUCACGCCGUCUUUUUACACGUCGGACAUGGGCUGGGGGUGCACUUACCGCACAUGCCAGAUGAUGCUCGCCGAGUCGUUUGCGCGCGUGCUGCUGGGGCGGUUCUGGGAUCCGUUCCGGCUAAGCGCGUCGGAGCGCAUGCGGCAUGGGCGGAUCAUCGAGUGGUUCCAUGAUGCUGAUGAGCCCAAGGGCUUUUACUCGAUCCACCGCAUGGCGCGCACGGCCACGGCCAUGGACAAGCGCAUUGGCGACUGGCUGGGGCCGUCGAUUGCGGCGCAUGUGAUGAAGCGACUGUCCAACCAGCACCCCAACUGCCCAGUGACGAUCCACGUUGCCAUCGACCAGACAGUGUAUUCGAGCGAGGUACGGAAACAGGCGAUGUCGGGCGGUGAGGAGGGAGUAGAUCGGCCGAUGUGGCAGCCGCUGCUUCUGCUGAUCAAGACGUUGUUCCAGAUUCCGCAGUCCGUUGGCUUAGUUGGUGGCAAGCCAUCGCGGUCGUUCUACUUUAUUGGGCGGCAGGGUGACAGCCUGUUCUAUCUAGAUCCACACGUUACGCGGCAGCAUGUUCCCCGGUCCGGAUCUCUGGACGAGCAGCAGCGGGGUGACGAAAGCUCGGACUCGGACUCGGAUGCGUCGUCUGACUUUGAGAUGCUAGGCAUCACGGAGACGGAGGAGUACCACACAACACAUAUCAGCUCGAUGCCGAUCCACAGACUGGACCCAUCGAUGCUUCUGGGGUUCCUUUUCAACACCGAGGCUGAAUGGGACUCGUUUCAAGAGUCACCACGGUCAAUCUGCACUGGGGCAUCGCCCUUGUUCACUCUAUUGUCGGGUAGCAGCAUGAUGACACCGCAGUUCGACUCGAUUGUGCAGCCGAUUCCGGGGCAGAUCACCAAGUCGCCGCUGGCAGCGCCGCCGCUGAACCAAAUGCGGUCGGCGUCGUCGCCAAAGUUUACUACGGCGGACAUUAACAACAUGAUGGCGGUUGAUGAGGCGGACGAUGCGGCGGACGACGAGUUUGAGAUUUUGUAG
Kickxella alabastrina is the source of this 1158-nucleotide messenger RNA. RefSeq lists its product as uncharacterized. Bases 1 to 1158 code for a protein of 385 amino acids. NCBI's taxonomy places the organism in Eukaryota, Fungi, Kickxellomycota, Kickxellomycetes, Kickxellales, Kickxellaceae. The record is from RefSeq and is a predicted model, not a curated record. Gene Ontology annotation, molecular function: protein-phosphatidylethanolamide deconjugating activity. The transcript is spliced from 4 exons.